AGUAAUAGGGAUAUUAUGGUAACUUCCCGGGAACCGCCCCACCUCGCACGACCGCAUGAGGAGCUCCCCGAUCUGAACCAGGCCGCUCCCCAACCUCUGCCCCUUCCUCAUGAUGCUCUCCUCUCCCGCGCGGCCCCGUGGACGGCGACGGCGGCGGGUUCGUCCGUGCUGUCUCGGGCUCUGCGGAAACAGAGAUGUCGCCAUUGGAGGCGUGCAUCGGUGUCGGGAAUCGGAGCGCAGCCGCCGCUCUCGGUCGCCGGACGAUCACUUCUGCACUGCGCCCGCCUCCGCCGCUCAUCUUGUGGAAGACAUGGGUGAUGAGUCUGCGAUGAGUACUUGGACAUCGUCAAAAAGAUGUUUGCUAGUGAGGAUGAUGGAUUUGAGAAAGGUUUUAGUGCGAGGAAAAGCCAUGUUGGGUUGGACGAAGGCAACCAGGAGAUCAUGUGAUCUGCAAAAUGUGUUGAUAGAAAUUGCCUUUUGUUACAUGACCAUGUGAUUUGCAAGGCUUGCCUGGAGGACUGCCCCAGAGCAGUGUCAUGCUACAGUUUCAGUUUGCACAUGCACGGAGUGUGUUACAGUGAAUCUAUUUUCAUUUAACACCAUUCCAUGUAGUAUGUAUCUGUGUUCCCCAACUGAACAGAUGCACGUAUAUCUCCAAACCGAAAAAUAUGUUCAGCUACUUAGUACUCCUAAUAGCCUAGUUAGCUUUGUCUAAUCUCCUUGUUGCUGAUUGUA
Molecule: messenger RNA, 735 nt
Organism: Lolium perenne
Lineage: Eukaryota; Viridiplantae; Streptophyta; Magnoliopsida; Poales; Poaceae
Source: RefSeq, a predicted model, not a curated record